Messenger RNA from Closterium sp. Yama58-4, 330 nucleotides. Lineage: Eukaryota; Viridiplantae; Streptophyta; Zygnematophyceae; Desmidiales; Closteriaceae. The record is from the annotation of a GenBank genome assembly.
AUGAGGCACGGAGUGGGUAGGCAUGGGGAGGUGAGGGACGGGGAGGCGAGGGACGGGGAGAUGAGAGACUGGGAGGUGAGGGAUGGGGAGGGAAGGGAUGGGGAGGCGGGGAUGGGGCGAGGCGGAAUGGGGCGAGGCGGAAUGGGGGAUGGGUCGGUGAGGGAUGGGGAGGUGAGGGAUGGGGAGGUGAGGGAUGGGGAGGUGAGGGAUGGGGAGGUGAGGGAUGGGGAGAUGCGGGAUGGGGAGAUGAGGGAUGGGGAGAUGAGGGAUGGGGAGAUGAGGGAUGGGGAGGUGAGGGAUGGGGAGGGAAGGGAUGGGGAGGGAGCAUAG